CGUGGUGUGUAAGCUGCUCAGCUGAUUGGCUGACUGUUGAGAGAGGAACGAGGAAGAGGAGAGAAGAUGGAAGGCAACAGAGACGAGGCAGAAAAGUGUAUAAAAAUUGCGACGAAAGCUCUCGAAGCCGGAGACAAAGAGAAAGCCCUGAAGUUUCUCAGCAAAGCAGAGAAGCUGUAUCCAACUGACAGAGCCAGAGCUUUGUUCGAUGCAAUAACAAAGAAUGGAAGCUCCGCAGGUAAUGGUGCAUAUCGCAGGAAACCAGCAGAACACUCAGAAACUACUGCUGCCCAGCCAGAAGAAGAGAGUCGAGAAUCCGGAGGUAGUGAUUCUACCAAAGGCUUCACCAAAGACCAAGUUGAAGGUGUGCAAAGAAUAAAAAGGUGUAAAGACUAUUAUGAAGUGCUUGGUGUCAACAAGGAAGCCAGUGACGAUGAGCUUAAGAAAGCUUACAGGAAACUAGCUCUCAGAUUCCAUCCGGACAAGAAUCAUGCACCUGGAGCAACAGAAGCCUUUAAAAAGAUUGGCAAUGCUUAUGCAGUGCUAAGCAACCCAGACAAACGACGACAGUAUGACCUGACAGGUGGGGAGGAACCAAGCAGCCCAAGUCACACGCGUGGUGGAGGCUUUGACUUCCACAGAGGCUUUGAGGCGGACAUCACUCCUGAGGAUCUCUUCAACAUGUUCUUUGGAGGCGGUUUCCCCUCUUCAAGCGCACACACUUUCACCAACGGCAGGACGAGCUAUAGCCAUCAGACGGAUUACCGACAAGAGAGAACAGAGGAAAGGGGAGAUGGUGGUUUUUCUAUGUUUAUUCAACUGAUGCCCAUCGUGGUCCUGAUUUUAGUGUCAAUAUUGAGCCAGAUGAUGGUGUCCCCUCCACCCUACAGCCUUUAUUCUAGACCGUCGACAGGUCAGACUGUAAAAAGGCAGACAGAAAACCUGCGCGUUGACUACUAUGUCACCAGAGAUUUCAAGUCCGAGUUUAAGGGCUCAGCUCUGCAGCAAAUUGAAAAAAAUGUAGAAGAAGACUAUGUAACUAAUGUUAGAAAUAACUGUUGGAAGGAGAGACAGACAAAAACAGACCUGCUUUAUGCUGCUAAGGUGUACAGGGAUGACCGAAUGCGUAAGAAGGCAGAACUCAUGACCAUGGACAACUGCAAGGAGCUGGACAGACUAAAUAAUCUGUUCAGAGGUGGAUGAAUCGGAUGCUUUUAGAAAAUGUAAAUGUAUUUGAAUAGAUGUAUGUUCAUGUUUUUUUUUGUUUUUUUUAAAGAGUCUAAACAGUAGAAGAACUUUAUGAAAUAAUGUAGCUCUAUUGUUGAAGUUUGGCGAUGUCUCAUAUCCUUUCCUGCCAAAUUCUCCUCUUUCUCACUCCAGCCUGACCCUGGGAAUCGCCUUGUUACAUCAUUAUGCACCAAUCAACACACUAUAGACAGCUCCGAUUUUUAAAAAAUUUAUUUAUUCUAAUUUUAUCUUGUUUUUUCUCCCUCGGAGCAAGAAGGACAAGGACACUUGAUUGUAAAGGCUUUUGCUUUUAGUAGUGAGAACUGGAGAGGCAUUCUGCUCAAGUGAAAUACAGUAUGAACAACAAACUGCAGCUUUUUGCAUCCUCUGCUUGUCUUGAAUAUAAAAUUGGGAGAUGUAAUAGGAUCAGCUGGACACCCAGUCCUCCAGCCAAAACUAUAUAAUGAAGGAAUAAAAAGAAUACCUAUUUUAUCUUCCUACUUGCCUCAACACAUGGAUGAUCAGCGAGUGUCUUUACUAUUUAGAAAAGCAUUUUGUUUUCCAUUGCAAAAAUGUGAAGCAGGUUGGGACUUAAGAUGAAUGAACAGUGAAACUGUUAUUCAUAAAUGGUUGUAAAUUUUCAUUUUUGAAUGUUUAAAGUUAAUGAAGUUAUUUAAAUAACAAUAGAAGAAACAGGUUUUUCUUCAGUGCUCGCCUAAUCAUUUAAAUAAAGUGAAAUUGUUACCAUUAACUGGAUGGACUGUCUUUUUGAAUCUGACAUUAAGAAGACUGGUCAAAUAAUGUCAAACGGUUUAUUUGAAGAAAGGGGUACGUCAGA
Messenger RNA from Melanotaenia boesemani (Boeseman's rainbowfish), 2065 nucleotides. RefSeq names its product DnaJ heat shock protein family (Hsp40) member B14 (gene dnajb14). Gene Ontology annotation, biological process: cellular response to misfolded protein. The transcript has 8 exons. NCBI's taxonomy places the organism in Eukaryota, Metazoa, Chordata, Actinopteri, Atheriniformes, Melanotaeniidae. Gene Ontology annotation, cellular component: endoplasmic reticulum membrane. The record is from RefSeq and is a predicted model, not a curated record. Gene Ontology annotation, molecular function: Hsp70 protein binding. The coding region runs from base 67 to 1203 and encodes 378 amino acids.